UAAAAUACCCCCAACUCCCGAAGCCGAAUUGAGAGAAUUGGAUCCAAUUCCAAUUCAAACACCGCCACCCCAAGCCAUGACAUCGCACCUCAGCUCAAUUGCUGUAGACCGAACUCUUGCGAGUGCGGCGAACCUCAUCAAGCUCCUACCAAGCAGUACCAUCUUCGCCUUCCAAGCAAUUUCACCCUCAUUCUCCAACCAUGGAACAUGCUACACAUCCAACAAGUAUCUCACAUCACUUCUCAUCGCCCUAUGCGCGAUAUCAUGUUGUUUCUUCUGCUUCACCGAUAGCUUCAUCGGCCUCGACGGUAAGCUAUACUACGGUUUGGCCACCUUCAAAGGCUUUUGCGUGUUUAAUGAAACCAACAGUGAAAGAUGGGACAAGAACAUGCCAUUGAAAGACUUGAAGAGAUUCCAAAUUCGUUGGAUCGACUAUGUCCAUGCAUUCUUCUCAGUUGUGGUGUUCAUGACAUUUGCAUUUAGCGACUCAGGUGUGCAAUUGUGUUUUUUCAAGAAUGCAGGGCCAGAUGAGAAGACAUUGCUGGUGAAUCUUCCGUUAGGGGCCGCGUUCCUAUCAAGCGUCAUAUUCCUCAUCUUCCCUACUUCUCGCAAGGGGAUAGGGUAUUCAAAUAUGAAUUCAAUGACGAAUUAAUU
Molecule: messenger RNA, 654 nt
Organism: Magnolia sinica
Lineage: Eukaryota; Viridiplantae; Streptophyta; Magnoliopsida; Magnoliales; Magnoliaceae
Product: protein DMP2-like
Exons: 1
Coding region: 77-652 (191 amino acids)
Biological process (GO): endomembrane system organization
Source: RefSeq, a predicted model, not a curated record